AUGAGUGCCAUUGAAGAAAUUGACAUGGAUUACUUCAUUACAUUGAUUCAGGAAAGGGAAAUUAUAUGGGACAAGUCACACGUAGAUUUUAAAAAUAAAAAUUUAAAAACAAAAGCUUGGGAAAAAAUAUCAAAAGUUUUAUUUCCUGAUUACGAGAAUUUCACACCUGAACGAAAAAACAAAGUUGGUAAUGAUUUAGUGAAGAAAUGGAAAAGUAUCAGUAGUAGUAAGAUAAUUUUUUCAGAUACUUAA
Messenger RNA from Parnassius apollo (apollo), 252 nucleotides. The record is from the annotation of a GenBank genome assembly. NCBI's taxonomy places the organism in Eukaryota, Metazoa, Arthropoda, Insecta, Lepidoptera, Papilionidae.